AUGGAGGCUGAGAAUUCAGGAAUUGUUAAGCUCAAGUGUUGUGUAAAGAAUUACGAUUGGGGCAAAAUUGGGAGGGAGUCGAGUGUUGCGCGGUUGUACGCGAAGAACAGUGGAGAAGAAACAGAAGAUUCUAAGCCAUAUGCUGAGUUCUGGAUGGGGACCCACGAGUCCGGGCCCUCCUACGCGGUGGUGGCGCAGGUGGUGGUGGGUCAGGGAGAGAAUGGAGUGCCGCUUGGGAGUCAUGGUCGUGGUAAUAGCUGUAAUUUAGUGAAUUUAAAGGAUUGGAUUGAGCAAAACCCCUGUGUAAUUGGCGAUAAGGUUCUGCAGAAAUGGGGCCCCAGUCUCCCUUUUCUCUUCAAGGUAUGCUCACCAUUAAAUCCUGCUCGAAUUAUGGAUUAA
Molecule: messenger RNA, 399 nt
Organism: Fraxinus pennsylvanica
Lineage: Eukaryota; Viridiplantae; Streptophyta; Magnoliopsida; Lamiales; Oleaceae
Source: the annotation of a GenBank genome assembly